Molecule: messenger RNA, 1385 nt
Organism: Andrographis paniculata
Lineage: Eukaryota; Viridiplantae; Streptophyta; Magnoliopsida; Lamiales; Acanthaceae
Product: serine/threonine-protein kinase STY13-like
Exons: 6
Coding region: 1-1173 (390 amino acids)
Biological process (GO): protein phosphorylation
Cellular component (GO): plasma membrane
Molecular function (GO): ATP binding; protein kinase activity
Source: RefSeq, a predicted model, not a curated record
AUGGAUUUCAAGAAAGUGAAUGGGGAAAAGGGCUUGGAGAAAUUCGAAGAUUCAGCCAUGGGGAAGGGAGUGAAGGAUGUGAGCAGUUUGGGUGAGAAUGGGGAGAGCACUGUGUUCUUGAGAGCUGAUAUGAUCGAUUUCAAGACAUGGGAUGUGCAGAUGGAUAAGCAUUUGACUCGAGCUUGGUCAAAGGACACUGAAUCCCAUGAAAUGGCAGAAGAAUGGGAGAUCGACUUGUCUAAGCUCGAUAUAAAAAAUGUCAUAGCUCACGGGACUCAUGGCACUGUCUAUAAAGGCAUUUACGAUGGCCAAGAAGUUGCAGUGAAGGUAUUGGACUGGGGAGAAGAUGGUGACGCCACAGCGGCGGAGAGCGCUGCUCUUCGGACGUCUUUUAAACAAGAAGUUGCCGUCUGGCAUAAGCUCGACCAUCCCAAUGUUGCCAAGUUCGUCGGAGCUUCAAUGGGUACAUCGGCGCUUAAGAUACCUUCGGAAGGUGUUCUGUCUAGCAGCUGCAAUUCACUCCCGUCCGCAGCGUGUUGCGUUGUCGUCGAACACAUUCCGGGCGGGACGCUCAAGAAGUUCUUGAUCAAGAAUUGCCAGAAAAAGCUGCCCUUCAAAGUUGUUGUUCAGCUCGCCUUGGAUCUUGCUCGAGGCUUGAGCUACCUUCAUUCGAAGAAAAUCGUCCAUCGCGACGUCAAGACUGAGAACAUGCUGCUCGAUGCUAACCGAACUCUCAAAAUUGCCGAUUUCGGCGUCGCUCGAAUCGAAGCUCAGAAUCCGAGGGACAUGACGGGGAACACCGGGACUUUAGGUUACAUGGCGCCGGAGGUUCUCGACGGCAAGCCUUACAAUCGGAAAUGCGACGUGUACAGUUUCGGGAUCUGCCUGUGGGAAAUUUACUGCUGCGACAUGCCGUAUCCCGAUCUCAGCUUCGCCGAGGUUUCUGCCGCCGUCGUUCAACAGAAUUUGCGGCCGGACAUUCCGAGAUGCUGCCCGGGCGCGCUUGCCGGAAUAAUGCGCAAGUGCUGGGAUGCAAGGCCGGAAAGUCGGCCGGAGAUGGACGAGGUCGUGAGGCUGCUGGAAGCUGUGGAUACCAGCAAGGGUGGCGGAAUGAUACCGAACGAUCGGGCCGGCGGGUGUUUUUGUUUUGGCUCUGCUGGCCGUGGACCGUGACGUUGGCGGCGGCGUUGUUGAUUUAUCCGUCCCCAAUGGAUCGCCGGUGGAUGUUCACUGUAAGUAGGCAAUGUGGCUUCUUUGUUUUGAGUCUAGGAGGCUCACUUAAGAUUAAAUGUGUGGUAAGAUUUAUAGGAAGUGGGAAAAUGUUGUUUGUAUACACACAUGCAUACAUAUCGGCUUCUUAAUAAAAAUAUGUUUUGUAUACCCUA